Molecule: messenger RNA, 2562 nt
Organism: Talaromyces proteolyticus
Lineage: Eukaryota; Fungi; Ascomycota; Eurotiomycetes; Eurotiales; Trichocomaceae
Product: putative flavin-binding monooxygenase
Exons: 4
Coding region: 1-2562 (853 amino acids)
Molecular function (GO): NADP binding; hydrolase activity; flavin adenine dinucleotide binding
Source: RefSeq, a predicted model, not a curated record
AUGAACGGACACGCCAAUGGCCAUGCAAAUGGCUUUGCCAACGGAGGCGCAGAGAACAUCGACGUCGUCAUCAUCGGCGCCGGCAUCUCGGGCAUCAACGCUGCGUACCGAGUCCAAACAAAGCUUCCCGACUACAGCUACAAGAUAUUGGAAGCUCGCGGCGAUAUUGGCGGAACUUGGGAUCUCUUCAAAUACCCCGGAAUCCGCUCCGACUCGGAUUUCUACACCUUCGGCUUCGAAUGGAACACAUGGCAGAAGGAUCACCCUAUUGUGCCUGGCAGCGAAAUCAAGGAGUAUCUCGACCAGUCCGUAAAGAAGGCCGAUAUCCGUCGCAACAUUCGAUUUCACCACAAGGUGCUGCGCUCAGAAUGGUCGUCGGAGAAGAAGGGAUGGACGCUCGCGGUGGAGGCUGAUGGGCACACGCGAUAUAUCCAUGCUCGGUUUCUUAUCGUCGGUACCGGAUACUACGACUACAACAACCCCUUGAAAGCGAACAUUCCAGGUCUUGAUAAUUUCAAGGGCACUCUCAUCCACCCUCAGUUUUGGCCCGAGAAACUCGAUUAUACCAACAAGAAGGUUGUCAUUAUUGGUAGUGGUGCCACUGCAGUGACACUCGUCCCCAAUAUGGCCCCAACCGCCGCGAGCGUGACCAUGAUCCAGCGCAGCCCUACAUAUAUUUACUCCCUACCCAACUCGACCCGCCGAUGGUGGAGUUUCUUGAUUCCAAGCUUCCUUCAGCACAAGAUUUCUCGCCUGGCUUUCAUUUUCCUGCAACGUCUAACCUACCUACUCUGCCGCAAGUACCCACGACAAGCGAAGGCAAUUUUGAGGAUGCAUUCCCGCCGGCUAUUGAAAGGCGUGUUGCCUGUUGAUCCUCAUUUCAACCCGAAAUAUAACCCCUGGGAUCAGCGUGUCUGUAUCGCUCCCGAUGGCGAUUUUUACGACGCUCUUCGGGGAGGUAAAGCAACCGUUAAAACCGGUAUCAUCAAGAACGUCACUGAAAAUGCCGUUGAACUUGAAAAUGGAGAAGUCAUUGAAGCCGACAUCCUUGUCACGGCCACAGGUCUCCGGAUCAGCAUCGCCGGUGGCGCAGAGCUCAAAGUUGACGGAGAGAAGGUCGACAUUGGCGACAAGUUUAUGUGGAAUGGCUCCAUGAUCCAAGAUGUCCCCAACGCUACUGUCAUUCUAGGAUAUACAAAUGCCUCGUGGACACUAGGUGCCGAUGCCACCGCUCUUCUCACCGUUCGUCUAUUGAAAUAUCUAGACCGACGCAAUGCCGUCGCUGCUGUUCCUCGUGUCGCAGAUCCGUCUGCCUUGACGCCGAAGAGAUUGAUGGAUUUGAGCUCGACGUACCUUGAUGUUGCGCAGCGGCUGAUGCCCAAGGCGGCCGAUCAAUAUCCCUGGAAGCCAAGAAGUAGUUACUAUGUCGACAUCUGGCAGGCCAUGUUUGGCCGGAUUGACGAGGGCUUGGAGUCGCGUAUGUCCAUUGGGGAAAUCCUAGACCUUCCCAUCGCCCUCCUCUCACUACCCAUCGUCGGCUUCCUCGCUCUUCUCACCGGUCCGUUCCGAGCGAGGAAGCAGAAGCUGAAUCCGCAGCAAACCGUUGCACGGACACUGCUUCUUCAUGUCGGUUAUUCAAUUCUCAGGAGAGUUGUAUCCCGGUUUUCGCCGUUGCAGAUACAAUCGGUAUCACCAUCGACGACUGCUGAGUAUAAGAUCUACAUUUGGAAGAAAGGGCUUAAGGAUCAUACCGUUGACCUCGGAGGAGGCGCGAAGGGACACUGGUUGGGGAAUAAGGAAGCGAAGAAUGUUUUAAUCUGGAUCCACGGAGGUGGUUUCGCCUGCCCUGCAAAUAGAGGCUAUUUUGCCUUUUUUGGAAAGUUCCUCAGCGAGAUGCAAGCUGCAGGCAAGGAUAUUGCGAUUUUCGUAGUCGCAUACACCCUGAUCCCAGCAGGGACAUACCCGACGCAACUGCGCCAGUCAGUAAGCGCACUGCGCUACAUUCUCAAAAACACAAACCGCAAAGCCGACAAUGUUUACUUCGGCGGCGACUCUGCCGGUGGAAACCUCGUUCUCGGAGUGUUGAGCCACCUUGCACACCCGCAUCCUGAAAUUGAGGCGCUCAAGCUUGCUAAUGGAGAGGAGAUUGGCGGUGCGACGUUAUUUUCGCCUUGGACCUCGCUCGAAACUGUCUUCCCACCGCAGGAUACAGAGCCACUAGGCGAUUUGAUUCACCCUCUCUGCGCGAAGUCUUGGGCUGGAGGCUACUUGGCUGGACGGGCAAGGGAUAACUAUACCGAUGCCCGGUUGGCGCCGCUCGACUGGUGGCACAGUGUCCCUGUGAAAAAGGUCCUGGUUACCGCUGGUAACUAUGAGUUAUUGUACCCAUUCAUCGAUGAUUUCCAAGCGAAGUUGAAGGCUGGGCUUGGAGAGGAUAAAGUGGAAUACGUCGUUGGACAGGGAGAGGCUCAUGUUGCGCCUAUGUUUAAUUUGAUGCUAGGCGAUAAAGUUGAGACGGAGCAGGGAAAGAAAGCUAAGGAGUUCUUCAGGGAGUUGAUCUAA